AUGCAAAGAGACAGAAAGAUGUUUGGUGCUGUUGGCCCCAAUCAAAGAGCUGCCGGAAACAAAAAGGAUAAAGUGCUGGUUCCGAGAAGCAGCAGCCCUGUCACUGUGUACGUGGAGCUCCCCUGCAUCAUUGAGCAAGCUUUUUCAACAAUUGCGUGGGACGAUUUGGAAGACUGCGCGUCUAUGGUGAGACCGAAGAGCAAUUCCCUCGACUCUCAGGUAAUUGAAUCUGAAGCAGAUGAUCAAGACUUUGGAGAUUAUGCGCUGGAUUUCAUGGCAGAUUCUCCUUCCACUCUGGAGAGCAGUCUGUCUCCAGCUGAACUGGUACCAUUUCAGGGAUGUGUUAUACCUCCACUCACCCCUCAGAGGUACCUCUCCACAGAGGAAAGUCUGGUGCACUCCUCCACAGAAGGAGGAAUCCAGGAUGGAGCUCUCUGGAAGGGAAUAGCACAGUGGCAAGAGAGGGCUUGUGGAGAGUCCAUGGAGGUUAACAAUCAGCUCCAGGAGACUCUGCAUAGAAAACAGGAAGAGAUCGACUCACUUCAGAACAGAAAUCUUCACCUCAGACAGCUGGCCAGUCGUGCAAAGCACCUUGCCUCAGUGCUCGAAAAACUGUUGACAGUCAGGGACAACAAUAUAAUUGAGUCAGUGAUGCCUCGUGGGGACAGUACUUCCCUCAGUCCCUGUAAGAGGCAGCGUCUCGACGAGGGAUACGAAACUGAGUCCACUGGCUCAGUUGAGGACAUGCUGAGAGACAUUAGCACACGUUGCAACGCUGUGCUGCACAGCUCUGCCAAAGGAACAGAACCACAUGAGGAAUCAAAGACCAUUCGCAUGUACGGUGCAUUCUCAGGUCUACAGACUUUUUUUUCCAAAGAAUGCAGUCUGAAGGAGGACGGAGCAGAGCAUGAAGAGAGCGUCUCAUCUUUCAGGACUUCUAUCAGAGAACACAGCACCAUCAGGACUCAGGUGCUUCCUCAUGGACGAGCCUUCACCUCGACGACACAGCAAGGGGGAUAUCGCUUCCGCUGGGUUCCCAACCUCAGCUGAAACCAGGAGUAACACAUGAAGAACUGGUUCUCUAAUUAGGGAUAUAAAAGUGCCAUACAUUUUUUUUUUACAGACUGAAAGAAGUGUGGGUGGCCCCUGUGACUGUUAAUGCUUAACUGAUAAUCUA
Messenger RNA from Labrus bergylta (ballan wrasse), 1177 nucleotides. NCBI's taxonomy places the organism in Eukaryota, Metazoa, Chordata, Actinopteri, Labriformes, Labridae. The record is from RefSeq and is a predicted model, not a curated record.